UACAUAAAUAUAUACAUAAGGCAUGAAAGAGGCUCUACACACACUGAUCUUGCGAAGUGGAACUGUUUUUGACACCAACGGAAGCUCUUUUUUUGGUACAGAUAUCAGCAAUAAAUGCACUAAAAAUGCAUGCAUUGAGUAUACAACAGAGACUCACUUCAUCCAAUAUUCCGCCAGCCAACCAGUCGACCGUGGCAGCCCUUGCCCAGGUUGAGAGAGAGAAGAUCUUUCAAUGGAUCAUCGAGCUCGCCGGGCCAGAGACCAGAGAAAAUGCCCUGCUUGAACUGAGCAAAAAGCGAGAGACUGUGCAAGACUUAGCUCCCAUGCUGUGGAACUCCUUUGGAACAGUGGCAGCUCUGCUGCAAGAAAUCGUCAACAUUUAUCCAUACAUCAACCCUCCAGCUCUAACAGCCCAUCAAUCUAACCGUGUGUGCAAUGCCUUGGCCCUGCUACAGUGUGUGGCCUCCCACCCAGAAACGAGAUCAGCGUUUUUACAAGCUCAUAUCCCACUGUUCCUGUACCCAUUCCUCCACACGGUCAGCAAGACAAGACCGUUUGAGUACCUGAGACUGACCAGCCUUGGGGUCAUCGGCGCGUUGGUCAAGACUGAUGAGCCCGAGGUCAUCAAUUUCCUCCUGACGACAGAGAUCAUUCCUCUGUGCUUGAGAAUCAUGGAGAGCGGAAGCGAACUUUCCAAAACUGUAGCGACGUUCAUCUUACAGAAGAUUCUUCUGGAUGAGACCGGCCUGUCGUACAUCUGUCAAACCUAUGAGAGAUUUUCACACGUAGCUAUGAUACUGUGCAAAAUGGUGAUGACUUUGGCCAAGGAGCCCUCGGCCAGGCUAUUGAAGCACGUGGUACGUUGCUAUCUCAGGCUCUCUGACAAUGCCAGAGCAAGAGAAGCCCUUCGCAAGUGCCUGCCAGACCAACUCAAAGACAACACUUUUGCCCCAGUCCUGAAAGACGACACGUCGACCAAACGGUGGCUCGCUCAGCUCAUUAAGAACCUGACCGAUACCGGGGUACCAGACCCGCGUGGUAUACCCCUCCCACCCCAGUAGGCUCAGAGGUACACAGAUAAAGACCCGUAAGCCAGUAGCCAUUUUGGAUUGCUCGUGUACAAGUCUAUGAGGCUCAGAGUGAGGCUAAGGGUGCAGAGUAGUCUGGUGCCUUGGAUGUGACUACAUACCGAGUCAUCCCAUUGACUUUGGGAAUGAGACUGUAAUGGCUGCUUUGUGAAAGGAGUCAUUGUUACUCGUAGAGGCCGUCGGAUGACACUUGAUGAUUUUGUUCCUGUAGGCAUGGAAAACUGUUUUAUGUAUUGCGUUCGUCAUCUUGCUGAAACAAUCGUGAACGUGCAGGGCACAUGUGCUCACAGCCCAACUGUUUCUCACGUGCAAGCUGUAUUUUGCGUCUGAUGUCAAAAACGUGAAAUACAAGCUCGUUUAUGCAUCUGAUGUCUCGAAACGUUAAAAUUCUGAAAACAGAACGCUGUGGCUUUCAGUACCUGGCACUGGAGGUAGGAAGCUACGUUUCUUUUGUGGCAUUUUCCACAGUGAAUUCUUUUCCGACCUGGAAAAAAUGUUGUAAGUGCUAUUGUAUAAUAUAUCAUAUAAGCGUACGGUAAUGUCGUUUGGAUUCAAGAGGACAAUUUUGGGUGAAAUUUUCUACCUGCUGGUUCGAUGAAAUGUGACUUUGGAUUGUCACUAGUUGGGCUAAACUUGUAUUAAAAGAACCAGCUGAUAUGCUGUUCUUGCAGGUGAAGUUUUUUUUUUAAUUCAAGUGCAGUUUUAGGCAAACAAGGAAAGCCAUUGCCUACUUAAAGGAGAUUUUAAAGUAUAUUGUAAAUAACUUGUAAAUAUCUUUGUGAAAUAACCUUUGCAACAGAAAUGCCAGUUUUUCAGUGUCACUUUCAAAAAUGUCCCGAAUGGUGCGGUUUACUUCAUUUUGUACCAAUCCAAAAAAAAGAAGUCAAUUUAAAUGGGAGAACAAAAUAUGGCCGUCACAAAAAUUGAAGUAACAUAAAAGUAUGUGACUUUUAGUCUUAAUAAAUCCUUUAUAUGUCAGAACAUGACUUUAUGUUAUUACUGGGGUAUUUUUACGGGGCUCACAAAUCUCCCACAACAAAAUCCUUGUGAUUUUUUCCCAAAGUACGUUUAUUAGGUGCGUACAGUUUCUAUUAUUAAAUUUCAAACAAAAAAAUCUUUUUGAAGAUGUCAUUACACUUAAAACAAGAAUACCAAUAUGCACGUGGUGCUACUCAUAUAUAUUUUCUCCAUUUAUUUAAGCAAGUUUUUAGAUUUCUUUUUGUUUAAACCUAACUCCAAGCAGAGAGUUAUUCUCAAAAUAUCAAAUAUCAUUGUUUCUGCUCUUUUAGUUUUUCACCAACGAAUAUUUGCACAACGCAAAAUAUACUUGUCUGAUGUGACUUUUUUUUUGUUUUCUUUGUUAUAAAAACUAAGCAUUUUGAAUCCUGUUUUUGUUGUAUAUGUUACUUUUACUUACAGCUUUUGUUCUGUAUAUUUCAUUUUUUUUUUUUAAAUUCUGUCUCCAGUUUUCUUUUGUUUCAAAUGUUAAAUAUGAAAGAGACAGGGUUUAUUCUUAAAACAAUUUUACAAAAAAAGAAGUAAAAUCAUCAUUUUAAAGGUUUUAUACAAUUUUGUCAAGGUUUGUUAAUGAAGUUCUGCUUAAAAUCGUAAUUAAGAUAUUGAGACACAAAGGUUGAAACUGAAAAUCCUUUGAAAUAUAUUAAUUAAAAACCAGUUAAUUAUGUAUCAUUUAAAGAAAUUCUCAACAUUCAUUUAAAAAUUGAAUAUCUUUUAAUAUUUUCUUUUGUGCUUAUUCAGUUCAUUAAAGCAAAGCAUUAAGUGUGUUCUCUUUCCUCCCACAAAAAUGCAUAAAUAUCAAGUAUUUCAGAUGAAACAAAUGUCAAUAAAUAUAAUUUAAAUAAUUCAAAAGUUUAAGUCUUUGUUUACAGACUUGAAUAAAUAACAUAAAAUACA
This is a messenger RNA of Patiria miniata (bat star), 3002 nucleotides long. Its product is annotated as CCR4-NOT transcription complex subunit 9. Gene Ontology annotation, cellular component: P-body; CCR4-NOT complex; CCR4-NOT core complex. Lineage: Eukaryota; Metazoa; Echinodermata; Asteroidea; Valvatida; Asterinidae. Gene Ontology annotation, biological process: negative regulation of translation; mRNA catabolic process. Bases 126 to 1061 code for a protein of 311 amino acids. The record is from RefSeq and is a predicted model, not a curated record. The transcript has 9 exons.